Cynara cardunculus var. scolymus (artichoke) is the source of this 486-nucleotide messenger RNA. RefSeq lists its product as uncharacterized. Lineage: Eukaryota; Viridiplantae; Streptophyta; Magnoliopsida; Asterales; Asteraceae. The coding region runs from base 129 to 356 and encodes 75 amino acids. The transcript is spliced from 2 exons. The record is from RefSeq and is a predicted model, not a curated record.
CAUUCUCACACGCACUACACCAAAAACACGCAGUAAAUCGAGAUUUCAGAUUUUCACGACUCUCGUUUUUACACACACAACGCCAAGAACACGCAGUAAAUCGAGAUUUCAGAUUUCGAAUCGGAAGAAUGGGAGACGGUGAUUGCAGGCCGUUAGGGUUUCUGAUCGGAUUGCCAUUUGCUCUGAUCGCUUUGGUUUUUUCGGUGAUCGGUGCCGUGAUUUGGAUCAUUGGAUCGGUGGUGAGCUGUUUGUGCCCUUGUUGCUGUUGUUUUGCUGGACUUGCAAAUUUAGCAGUGGAUCUCAUCAAACUUCCCAUUAAAAUUCUUCGAUGGUUUACUCAUCAGAUCCCUUGUUAGUUUUAAGUAUUGUGUUAACAACCAAACAAGAACAUACAUUCAAAUCUGUUUACUUGCAGAUUUAAUAUUUCUUAUUGUUUGAUUGUUGUAAAGAUACCUAAAAGAAUUUAUGGGAAUUUGUAUUUUUCUA